AUGGAAUCCGUGACUGCUACAAGCGUGGAAACGGCUUCUACCCCUACCUUGCGACGCCGAACCGAUGAUCGUACACGCGAAUUCAACAGCAACGGGAACAGCAAUGCGAACGGUGGUACUCCGAUAUUGAUAAGGAGAUAUAGACAUGUUGCAGCCAUUCAUUCCGAAGCAAGGCCGUCAACUCUCAGCCAUGACGCCCUUACGGCUCCUAGCUUUCUGGGCUUUCGAAAUCUGAUGGUCAUAGUCCUUGUUGCCGGAAACCUGCGGUUGGUUAUUGAAAAUCUUCAAAAAUAUGGCAACUUGAUUUGCUUCAACUGCCACGGAGUUUCAAAGCAUGAUCUUCUCAUGGGACUUGGUCUCUACUUCGUGAUACCGUGUUUCCUCUGGGUUGCCCAUUCAAUUGAACUAUUUGCUGCACAACAAGCUAAAGCAUCGAGAGCUCUGGCCAUCCGCCGGGGAGGCUCGGCCAGUCCGACUGAAGACCAGUCGAAAGUCUUCAGGGCCAUGUGGAUCAGAGUCAGAUGGCUACAUGGGCUGAACGCAACUCUCGCUUUGGGUAUUACCAGCUGGGCGGUAUACAAUCAUAUUCACCAUCCCUUGAUUGGGACCGCGACAGAACUUCAUGCCAUUAUUGUCUGGCUGAAGACGGCCUCUUAUGCCUUGACGAACCGAGAUCUGCGCCAUGCGUACUUACAUCCGGUGAAGGGCGAGUUGGCUGCGCUUCCCGAGAUAUAUGCAAAAUGCCCAUACCCAGAGAAUAUCACCAUGGGAAACCUAGCUUACUUCUGGUGGGCCCCAACUUUGGUGUAUCAGCCAGUAUAUCCGAGGACAGAAAAGAUACGAUGGAAGUUCGUCUUUAAGAGACUUGGCGAGACCAUUUGCUUGAGUGUACUGGUAUGGUUUUGCAGCGCUCAAUACGCUGCUCCUGUCUUGGAGAAUUCCAUCAACAGUAUGAGCACGUUGAGAGUUACAUCAAUUAUUGAGCGACUCCUAAAACUAUCCACAAUAUCGCUCGUCAUCUGGCUGGCCGGGUUCUUUGCAACCUUCCAAUCCUCCCUGAAUGCACUGGCCGAGAUUACGAGGUUCGGAGACCGCAACUUUUAUGAUGAUUGGUGGAAUGCGACCAGUUUGCGCGACUACUGGAAUAUGUGGAAUAAACCAGUUCAUGCGUUCAUGCGACGCCAUGUCUAUUCUCCAAUGAAGGGUCGCGGAUAUAGCCAGAACGCCAGUUUCUUUGCAGUCUUCUUCGUCUCGGCUGUCUUGCAUGAGAUGGCGGUCGGUGUCCCGACACACAAUGUCAUAGGUACCUCGACAGGCGUUGCGUUUCUAGGCAUGAUGUUCCAACUGCCUCUGAUAGUAAUUACGGACUGGGUCAAGAAGGCAGUGGGUGAACCGAGCGGCAAGAUCAUUGGCAAUUGCACGUUCUGGAUCACGUUCACCAUACUCGGCCAGCCAUCUGCUGCGUUGAUAUACUAUUAUGCGUGGCAAGUGAAGUUUGGAAGCGUCAGCAGAAUGACUGCAGUCGGACCGGGCUUGUAG
Truncatella angustata is the source of this 1539-nucleotide messenger RNA. Its product is annotated as diacylglycerol O-acyltransferase. The transcript is spliced from 4 exons. Bases 1 to 1539 code for a protein of 512 amino acids. The record is from RefSeq and is a predicted model, not a curated record. Gene Ontology annotation, cellular component: endoplasmic reticulum membrane. Lineage: Eukaryota; Fungi; Ascomycota; Sordariomycetes; Amphisphaeriales; Sporocadaceae. Gene Ontology annotation, molecular function: diacylglycerol O-acyltransferase activity. Gene Ontology annotation, biological process: triglyceride biosynthetic process.